Molecule: messenger RNA, 1020 nt
Organism: Pelmatolapia mariae (spotted tilapia)
Lineage: Eukaryota; Metazoa; Chordata; Actinopteri; Cichliformes; Cichlidae
Gene: c1qtnf9
Product: C1q and TNF related 9
Exons: 3
Coding region: 1-1020 (339 amino acids)
Molecular function (GO): protein binding
Source: RefSeq, a predicted model, not a curated record
AUGUUGCAGACAAGGUUUAGGAUCGCUUUACUGCUCCUUGUCUUGGCAUUCAGAUGUGUUGCACAGCAAGAAACCCAAAGUAAAGGCUGUGUCUGUGGAUAUCCUGGAAUACCAGGUGAUCCCGGGCACAAUGGCAUGCCUGGCAGAGAUGGCCGCGACGGACUCCGCGGUGACAAAGGUGAUCGAGGUGAACUUGGACCUACUGGGCUAGCAGGCAAUCAUGGGAACAAGGGAGACAAAGGGGAACCUGGUGCAACUGGUCCAGCAGGGCUCAAGGGGAAAAGAGGAGAUAAUGGAGAUAGGGGCCUUCCUGGGAAAAUGGGACCACAGGGAGUGCAAGGGCCUGUUGGCCUCAAAGGAAAUAAAGGAGAGCUUGGGCUGCCUGGGCCUCCAGGACCUGAAGGACGUUUAGGGCCACCCGGACCACAGGGUGAAAAAGGGGAAACUGGCCUCCGAGGUGACAGAGGCAUUCCAGGGCCAUUGGGACCACCUGGCAGGCCAGGUCCCAAAGGGGACAUGGGUUUUCCAGGUAACAAAGGAAACAUUGGUUAUCGUGGGGAUAGAGGAGCUCGAGGUGAAAAGGGCGAUAGGGGUGAAAAGGGAGAUGAAUUUGUUGUUUCCAAAAGUGCUUUCUCCGUAGGACUCAGUGCUCAAACUAAACUUCCAGCAGCUAAUGCACCGAUCCGGUUUGACAAGAUUAUUUACAAUGAGCAGAAUCAUUACGAUCCACAAACAGGGAGAUUCACUUGCUCCGCAGCAGGUGCUUACUUCUUCACGUACCACAUCACUGUAUUUUCCAGAAAUGUGAAAGUGGCCCUCGUGAAGAACGGUGCAAAAAUCAUCCACACCACUGACAACUACCAGGGCAGCGAGGACCAGGCAGCAGGGGGAGCUGUGCUGCAUCUGGGGGUCGGGGACAAGGUGUGGUUGCAGGUGGUUGGAGGAGAGCCAUUUAAUGGGCUCUUUGCUGAUGAGGAUGAUGACACUACCUUCUCUGGGUUUUUGAUCUUUGAGGCUUAA